Molecule: messenger RNA, 654 nt
Organism: Penicillium taxi
Lineage: Eukaryota; Fungi; Ascomycota; Eurotiomycetes; Eurotiales; Aspergillaceae
Gene: wos2
Product: Hsp90 cochaperone SBA1
Exons: 4
Coding region: 1-654 (217 amino acids)
Biological process (GO): chaperone-mediated protein complex assembly; protein folding
Cellular component (GO): cytosol; nucleus
Molecular function (GO): protein-folding chaperone binding; Hsp90 protein binding
Source: RefSeq, a predicted model, not a curated record
AUGACCACUCCCGAAGUUACCUGGGCUCAGCGCUCCUCUGACACCGAGCCCGAGCGCAACUACCUCUACGUAAGCAUCAAGACCGUCGAUGUUCCUAAGGAGAACGCCAAGCUCGAAAUUACCGAUGGAAAUGUCUCUUUCACUGGCACAUCCCGCAAGGGUGUCUCAUACGCUGUCUCCCUGGACCUCUACUCCGAGAUCGAUCCUGAGAACAGCAAAGUGAACCACACUGAUCGCGACGUUGAGUUGGUCCUGCGCAAGAAGAAGCUGACUGUGGAGUUCUGGCCUCGUUUGCUGAAGGAGGCCAAGAAGUACCACUUCUUGAAGACUGACUUUGACAAGUGGGUUGAUGAGGAUGAGCAGGAUGAGGAGAAUGCCGACGACUACGCCAACAACGUUGGUGACUUCGGUGGUCAAGACCCCAUGGGCGGCGCUGGCGGUCCUGGUGGCCUGGGCAACAUUGACUUCUCCAAGCUUGGCGGCAUGGGAGGUGGUGCCGGCGAUAUGCCUGAUCUGAGCGCUCUCAUGGGCGGUAUGGGAGGUGCUGGUCUACCCAACUUCGGAGGUGCUGAGGGUGAAGAGGCCGAUGAAGAUGAUGAGCUUCCCGAGCUUGAGGAGAACACCCCCUCUUCCAAGAUUCAAGAGCUCUCUUAA